CAGGAUGCCCAGAGCCGAGGCCCCCCACGCGGCUGGCGGGCAGAGCGAUGGAGGCGAAGGUGAGGAGGCAGAGCCAGAGGGGAUGUUCAAGGCCCCCAAGGACUCCAAGAGGAAAGCCCGGGACUACCUCCGCCUGGCGCCCCUGUGGCUGGCCCUGGUCGUGCUGGCUUCAGUGGGGGUCUUGCUCUGGUAUUUCCUAGGGUACAAGGCGGAGGUGACGGUCAGCCAGGUGUACUCAGGCAGCCUCCGGGUGCUCAAUCGCCACUUCUCCCAGGACCUUGCCCGCCGAGAGUCCAGUGCCUUCCGCAGCGAAACUGCCAAAGCCCAGAGGAUGCUCCGAGAGCUCAUUGCCAGCACCCGUCUCGGUCCUUACUACAACUCCAGCUCCGUCUACUCCUUUGGGGAUGGACCCUUCACCUGCUUCUUCUGGUUCAUCCUACAAAUUCCCGAGUACCGCCGACCUAUGCUGGGCCCAGAGGUGGUGCAGGCCCUGCUGGUGGAGGAGCUGCUGUCCACGGCCAACAGCUCAGCUGCCGCUCCCUACAGGGCCGAGUACGAGGUGGACGCCGAGGGUCUGGUGGUCCUGGAGGCCAGCGUGAAAGACAUAGUUGCACUGAAUUCCACGCUGGGCUGCUACCGCUACAGCUACGUGGGCCAGGGCCAGGUGCUCCGCCUGAAGGCGCCCGACAACCUGGCCUCCAGCUGCCUGUGGCACCUGCAGGGCCCCCAGGAUCUCAUGCUCAAACUCCGACUUGAGUGGAUGCUGGCCGAGUGCCGGGACCGGCUGGCCAUGUACGAUGUGGCUGGGCCCCUGGAGAAGAGGCUCAUCACCUCGGUCUAUGGCUGCAGCCGCCAGGAGCCGGUGGUGGAGGUGCUGGCUUCGGGCGCCGUCAUGGCUGUGGUCUGGAAGAAAGGUCUACACAGCUACUAUGACCCCUUCAUGCUCUCCGUGCAGCCCGUGGCCUUCCAGGCCUGCGAGUUAAACCUGACACUGGAGGGCCGGCUGGACCUGCAGGGCGUCCUCAGCACACCAUACUUCCCCAGCUACUACUCACCCAGUACCCACUGCUCCUGGCAUCUCACGGUGCCUUCUCUGGAGUACGGCCUGGCCCUGUGGUUUGACGCCUACGCACUGCGGAGGCAGAAAUACGACCUACCGUGUACGCAUGGCCAGUGGACGAUCCAAAACAGGAGGCUGUGUGGCCUGCGUACCCUACAGCCCUAUGCUGAGAGGAUCCCCGUGGUGGCCACUGCCGGCAUCACCGUCAACUUCACUUCCCAGAUCUCCCUCACCGGGCCUGGCGUGCAGGUGCACUAUGGCUUGUACAACCAGUCAGACCCCUGCCCUGGAGAGUUCCUGUGCUCUGUGAACGGACUCUGUGUCCCCGCCUGUGAUGGGAUCAAGGACUGCCCCAACGGCCUGGAUGAGAGAAACUGUGUCUGCAGAGCCACAUUCCAGUGCCAAGAGGACAGCACGUGCAUCUCACUGUCCAGGGUCUGUGACCGGCAGCCUGACUGCCUCAAUGGGAGUGACGAGGAGCACUGCCAGGAAGGGGUGCCUUGUGGCACAUUCACCUUCCAGUGUGGUGACCGGAGCUGCGUAAAGAAACCCAACCCACAGUGUGAUGGGCAGUCCGACUGCAGGGACGGCUCGGAUGAGCAGGGCUGCGACUGUGGCCUCCAAGGCCCCUCUAGCCGCAUUGUGGGUGGCGCUGUGUCCUCGGAGGGCGAGUGGCCAUGGCAGGCCAGCCUCCAGGUUCGGGGCCGACACAUCUGUGGAGGGGCCCUCAUCGCUGACCGCUGGGUGAUAACAGCUGCCCACUGCUUCCAAGAGGACAGUAUGGCCUCACCGGCGCUGUGGACUGUGUACCUGGGCAAGGUGUGGCAGAGCUCACGUUGGCCUGGUGAGGUGUCCUUCAAGGUGAGCCGGCUGCUCCUGCACCCGUACCACGAGGAGGACAGCCAUGACUAUGAUGUGGCGCUGCUGCAGCUCGACCACCCGGUGGUGCGCUCGGCCACCGUGCACCCCGUCUGUCUGCCGGGGCGCUCCCACUUCUUCGAGCCUGGCCUGCACUGCUGGAUCACCGGCUGGGGUGCUCUGCGCGAGGGUGGCCCCACCAGCAAUGCUCUGCAGAAGGUGGAUGUGCAGCUGAUCCCACAGGACCUGUGCAGCGAGGCUUACCGCUACCAGGUGACACCACGCAUGCUGUGUGCUGGCUACCGAAAAGGCAGGAAGGAUGCCUGCCAGGGUGACUCAGGUGGCCCCCUGGUGUGCAAGGAGUCCAGCGGCCGGUGGUUCCUGGCGGGGCUGGUCAGCUGGGGCUUGGGCUGUGGCCGGCCCAACUACUUCGGCGUCUAUACUCGCAUCACAGGUGUGAUUGGCUGGAUUCAGCAGGUGCUGACCUGAGCAGCCACCCACCCCCUGAAGAGCUAGGGCCCACCCCCU
Molecule: messenger RNA, 2446 nt
Organism: Orycteropus afer afer
Lineage: Eukaryota; Metazoa; Chordata; Mammalia; Tubulidentata; Orycteropodidae
Gene: TMPRSS6
Product: transmembrane serine protease 6
Biological process (GO): proteolysis
Molecular function (GO): serine-type endopeptidase activity; protein binding
Source: RefSeq, a predicted model, not a curated record